AUGUGGGUGUGGGGUCAGUGUCAAUUGUGUAUUGGUGUAUUGGUAAAAUCUUAUGUUAAAUGUCCGAUAAAUAUGAUUUUACGUAUAACGGUGAAUCUUAUGUGUGUCACAAUUUUCGGAGGAAUUUUACGCAGUUUACCUGAAGUGGCCUCAACCGACGGUAUGAUUGUCCUCGCGGUUCAUACAUUGCCAAAGAUAAAAAAUGCCAAAGUUGCCAUUCCUCUUGUUCAGCAUGCAAUGAAAAGGGAUGCCUUGCUUGUAAAGAAGACGGAGAUGUACACCAUUCCAAAUACCUUACUCGAGAUGGUGCUUUCAAGAGUAAGACUUGUCAAUGGAUCUUCAAUCUUGGAAGGUGUGGUAGAGGUGUAUUACAAUGGAUCAUGGGGUACUAUAUGCUCCAGUGAGUGGGGUGAGCAAGAUGCAACUGUGGUAUGCAAGGAACUGAAGUUUGGAAAUGUUAUUGAGAGUAGAUUGUUGGACAAAAAUGGUUCAAACCUUAUGAUUUUCGAACAAAAAAUUUGGUUUAGUGAUGUGCGUUGUAGAGGCAAUGAAGACUCUAUAUUUGAUUGUCCUAAAAGAGAUGGAGGAAAGAAUAAAUGCAGUCAUAUGGAAGAUGUAGCAAUCCGAUGUAGUGGUCCAGAUACGAGGAGAACGUGUGAAGUUGACUGUGGAGAUGGUUUCUUCAAGUUUAAAUCUUCUUGCCAACCAUGUCCUCUUGAUUGUAGGACUUGUACCUCCAUGGACACUUGUUUAAGUUGUAAUGAAAUGAGAUUUCUCCGUGGUACAAAGUGUGUUGCCAAUUGUCCUUCAGGGAUGUUUGGGGAUGGUGAUUCAAGGAGAUGCAUGCCCUGCUCAGAGCAAUGUCGCACUUGCAAAUCUUUAGAUGUAUGCACCAGUUGUCAUGUGGAUAAAGAAAGACCGUAUUUAGACGCUGGAAGUUGUGUUAGCAAUUGUGGUAAAGGUGUAGUCAAUAAAAGAUUUAUUCGUUUAUCUGGGAAAAACAGUAGCCAGUACAAAGGAUUACUGGAAGUGAAAUAUGAUGGGAAAUGGCAUACAAUAUGCAGCAUUAACUUUUAUCUACAUACAGCUCGAGUAUUUUGUAGAGAGUUAGGCUUCGGAGAACCUUUAAAGUACUCGGGCGGUCUAUAUGGGACAGGCAAAGGUCCAAUUCUAAAACGUUAUAUAAGAUGUAAGGGGGACGAAACGUCAUUUAUUUCAUGUUAUCAAGGUGAUUGGUUUUAUUAUUAUUGUGAUCACAAUGACGAUGUUGGUUUAUGGUGCAAGGCGCCUACGAAGGAUGUUAGAGUGGAUAAUAAUUGUAUAGAAAAAUGUCCUGACGGUACCUACCGUGAUCAAAACAACAUAUGUGAACUGUGCAAUCCUAUAUGUCUGACCUGCAAGGAUGAUGCCUCGAAAUGUGUUACUUGUCGUGAACGUUAUUUUCAUAAUGGUACUUUUUGCGCACUUCAGUGUCCACGUGGUACUUAUGCCGAUUCGAAACUCCGCAAGUGUAAACCUUGUGGGAAAAAAUGCACGACCUGUAGUUUGAGAGAAGACAACUGUUUGUCUUGCGCGGGUCCUUUGGUUCAUAACGGAACACAUUGUGUCGCGUCAUGUCCGAAGAAUACGUACCAGAAAGAGUUCGAUUGCGUUGAAAAAUGUGGUUUUAAACAUUACCCGAAAGAUGGCAAAUGUCGUGCUUGUCCAUUCAAAUGUCUUUUUUUUGUAAUGCAUCUGGUGUUUGCCUUGCUUGUCUACGAUCAUCGGUUGACAAAAGAAGGUCGAUGUCGACGCUCGUGUCCUUCUGGGCAAUAUUCGUUUCCCUUGAAAGCAAGCGACGUACACAAUCAACCCGAAUUGAGAUUAUCAAGCAAAGAAGGUUAUGUAUCGAAGGGAAGGUUGGAGAUUUAUCAUGAUGGAGAAUGGGGGACAAUUUGUUACGAUAGUUGGUAUUCUGGAAAUGCUUCCUCGGUUGCCUGUAGACAACUGUUACUUGGUCCUCCCAAAGUUCAUCUUUAUCUUAACGAUAAAAAUCCACGUGGACAGAACGUGACCCGCACGUGGCUAGACCAGGUAGUUUGUACCGGUUACGAAGAAAGGCUUAGUGAUUGUGAGAGUGCGAAUUGGGGAGUACAUGACUGCAUCGCCGCUGAGGAUGUUCAUAUUGAAUGUCAUUAUCCAGGAAUGACAAAAUGUGUACCUAGUUGUCCCACGUCGUACCACGUGAGCGGUGAAUUUUGUAUACAUUGUGCGUCCGCCUGUAUAAACUGCUCAGGCACGGCAAGUAACUGUACGUCAUGUAAGCAAGGAUAUGUUUUGACAGAAGAUAAUCGCUGUUUGGAGGAAUGUCCACCAGGAUUUUAUAAAAAAGAUGGGUUGUGUGAGAAAUGUCACGUGGAUUGUUUAACUUGUAACGGCCCCACGGAUCAUCACUGCACAUCCUGCCUACGUCCAAAAUUACUGCUUAAGGUUAUGUGUGUAGACAGCUGCUUGCGUAAACAAUAUGAAAGAACUGUAAAUCCAUACAUAAAUUUAACUCAAAGAACGGGUCCAUUUGAAGGUGUUGUUAUGUUAAAAGUUGGCUCUAGAGUUGGUUUUCUCUGUGAUCGUCGACCGACUAUGGAAGAUGGUCAAGUUAUUUGUCGUGAACUUCAUAUGGGCAAUGUUGUAGAGGUGGAUGAAAGGUCUAUGUUCUAUAGUUACAGGACGCCUAUUGUUAUGAAGAAUCCUAUUUGUACAGGCAACGAGUCUUCGAUAUUUGAUUGUCCUUUGCAAAAGAGAUAUUCUUUCUGUUCACGGACUAAUGUUAUGUCUGUAAAAUGUUCUGGUCCUGAUUUGUCAAGUCAAUGUAUCGAAGAUUGCCCUUCAACAAAGAAUUUGUACGUUGAUGACCAGAAGAGGUGUGCUUUUUGCUCCAAGAACUGUUUGGGUUGCAUCAAAAUGCCACGUUGUGUACAGGAUGUCCAAAAGAUUCAUUACAUCUCGGUUUGGCUGUUUAAGAAGAACAAAUUUAGUUUAAGAAGAUUCCUCCAUUGCCGAAAGUUACUGACAUGGGACAAGAAAUGUGUUGAAUUUUGUCCCGAGGGAACAUAUUACGAAUCGAAAAGUAAGACGUGCAAAAAAUGCAAUCUUCAAAUGUGUCUCGCGUGUCGAGAAAGCUCUGAAAUUUGCACAGUAUGUGCCAAUGGUAAAUACUCCUACAAAGCAGCAUGUCUAACGAAAUGCCUUGACAAAGAUUAUUCAGUAGAAGGAGUGAGGAAUUUGAGAUUGACCAAAUCUUUUCUUUAUCACGUACCAUACCAGAAUAUUUCUUCCGGUUAUAUUGAGAUCAUGGUGAAUAAAACAUGGAAAGGAGUUUGUUUUCACGGUUUUAAUAUGAAAGCCGCCGCUGUUGUUUGUCAUCAUCUUGGCUACGGUGAUCCAGUGUCUUUUUUCUCUCGUUAUCUUAAUUAUCGCCUCGGCGUAUCAGAAAUGGUCGCUUUUAACUGCACUGGAAAUGAAGCGUCGUUUAAGCAAUGUUCUAAAGUCGUCGAAACCUGUAGAACUUAUUCUAUGGUCAAGCUGACUUGUUCACGAUAUUCGCCAAUCAAAAGAUGCUUGACGUCAUGUGAAGAUGGAUUUUAUGCAGUACGAAAACAGUGUCGCCGUUGCUCCAGUAACUGUUUGACAUGUGCAGGCUCGGCUAAUCAUUGUACUUCAUGUUUUCCCACUCAAGUAAUGCGUUCUUCAAAGUGUGAGGACAAAUGCGAAGAUGGAUACUUCAUUCAGCUAAAUAACAUGACGUGUCAAAGAUGUAGUGAUCAAUGUAGGACAUGUAUGGAUGGCUACACUGAUGAUAGAUGUACAUCUUGUGAUGACCCUUAUUACUUACGAGGUACUAAAUGUGUUGAGUCGUGUUAUCCUGAUCAUUCUUUAAAUGAAUUGAUGCCGCACCGGGAACCUUCAGUGAAACUUCUAAAUGGCUCCUUUUAUGGAGAGGGAUUUCUUUGGGUAAUGAAGGAUGGCAAAUGGAACAUGAUAUGCGAAUACGAGUCAACGGGAAGCAGAGCGAAGUUCAUAUAUGAUCUUGUCUGUCAAGAGUUAGGUUUUGAACAGGCUUCAAUCAUCAAGAGGAAACCUUUUGCUCGAAACCUUAUGGACAAAACGUUGACCUCGCAAUGUGAAUUGUAUGAGUUCUCUCUCAGAUUGUCAUUUACGUCCAAAGUAUUGGUUUUUGCCAACCCCGCCGACAUAACAUGGCUAUUUGAAAACAAGACACUCUCCGAAAGUACUUCGAGGAACGAAGGGCCACGAGUCAUGAACAACGGUUCACUGUACAUUGCCGUAUCAAUUCUUAAAGACGCCGGUAAAUACACUUGUGUGGCAAAUAAUUCUCGUGGAAGCUCAUCAGAAAUCGUUAUGCUCCGCAUUGGUGAUGAAAUUCAUUUCGAGAAGAAACCUGGUGUCGUCGUAGUGUCGUUGAAAGAUAAUGCUGUAUUUCAUUGUCGACCGUUCGAGAGGGGCACGACUUUGCCUUUGGUUGCUUGGCGUCACAAUGGAAAGACUUUGAGAAAUAACGGAAAAUACGUAAUUUCUGAUGAAACGUUGACUAUUAUACAAGUGUCAGAAAAGGACUGUGGCGAAUAUUAUUGUGUUGUAAACGAUGGACACACUACUUUAACUACCUCUGGAAAGUUGAUCAUAAAAAAUGUGCCGCCAUGCAUCUACAAUCCACCACAAAAUCUGGCGCUCAAAGAAGGUAUGUACGCCAGGUUUUACUGUGAAGCGAGUGGCGAACCUCCUCCUACGAUUUCGUGGGAAAAAUUUGGUAGCACGUUGCUGAAAAAUACGAAGGAGUUGCGAAUAGACAAAGUGAACAUCUCCCAUGUUGGAGCCUUCGUUUGUAUCGCCGAUAGUGGAGGAAAGAAAGUUAAGAAAGUUGCAUUUCUCAGUGUGGAUGGAAUUUAUGCCUGUCCAUACAUAAUUGAAAAGCCGAAAGAUGCCAUAGCUGAAUUAGGUAAUACGUCAAGCUUUUACUGCGAUGGUGCAGCGUACAAUCACAACGUCAACAUAUUAUGGUAUAAGGAUGGUAAAAAGAUCAUCGAUAACGAUAAAUACGACAUUAUUGAUAAAAUAGGAAACUUGUCAUUAAAAUGUCGAUCGUCACGAUAUUGGAUCUUAUACAUGUGUGGUUGAUGAUGGUAAUGGUGAACGUGCCAGCAUGGUAGCUCGUUUGAAAUUAACAGGAAGUCUGAGUCCGAGUACUGAAUCAUCAAAUCCUGCGGGGAUCAUCAUUGGUGUUCUAGUAUGUAUUCUAGUGAUCAUCGUUGUCCUUUACUUUGUCUAUCGCUAUAGUCGCCAUGGUGUUACUCCUGUUGAUGUCAUGAAAAGAGUGAAACGUAAGUCAUUAUCUCGUCUUCAGUCCAAUACAAGACAUACUGUAUUGAAUUAUAACACAGCGGAGUCUCAUGAUGAUGAAGAUGCCUAUGAUACUGCUGAUACAAAUCCCUUCGUCAGAGAUUAAAUAUUUGUGUAUUUUUUCUCGUUAUAUUUGUACGUAAAAAUAUCAAUGUCUUAACCAUGUAUAUGCCUGCCUUUGUAAAUUUGGCUUGUGAGAUGAUAUGUAUGACUUGAUUGAUUUUAUUUUUUUGAAUUUAGUGUGCUGCGAGCACUUGCAAUCAGUGGAAUUAGACUAGAAAGAUGUAAUAAAAUUACAAAAUGUGAUUGCAAUUGAAAA
This is a messenger RNA of Xenia sp. Carnegie-2017, 5716 nucleotides long. RefSeq lists its product as uncharacterized. The record is from RefSeq and is a predicted model, not a curated record. Lineage: Eukaryota; Metazoa; Cnidaria; Anthozoa; Malacalcyonacea; Xeniidae. Gene Ontology annotation, cellular component: membrane.